Apus apus (common swift) is the source of this 3147-nucleotide messenger RNA. It is a transcript of the gene RASD2, whose product is annotated as RASD family member 2. The record is from RefSeq and is a predicted model, not a curated record. The coding region runs from base 662 to 1462 and encodes 266 amino acids. NCBI's taxonomy places the organism in Eukaryota, Metazoa, Chordata, Aves, Apodiformes, Apodidae. Gene Ontology annotation, molecular function: GTP binding; GTPase activity. The transcript is spliced from 3 exons.
GGAGAGAGAGAAAGGCAGGGAGGGAAGGAGAAAGACUUAACUGGCAAACGUAAAGAAAAGCCCCUUCUGUCCUAGAAAGAGAAUAUUUUAAAGCCAAUCUCAGACCAGAAGAAAAGAAGCUGGCGGCAGGGUAAGUGCCAGGCAAGACCUGGGGAAGCGUAGGUUCACCAUCGACCACUUCCAUGCCCCCGCUGAUAUUUUCCCACAGGGUCUGAGGUGGUGUAGAGGCAGGGUGGGCCAGUUGGAUGCAUCCUGGACCCUGCACGACUAGGCAUCCCUCCAGAAACCCUACAAAGCACAACUCAGAAGAAAAGCGACUGGGAGACACUCUGCCUCUCCUUCUCUCAAACUGAGUCUGCGAGGAGAAGAGCUCGUCUCACCAAAGGGAAAAACUAUCAUCAGUUUUGAGACCCUUCUUUAGCCCCUGUUUGCCUGAUUCAGUACUUACCAUCCAUGGGGGAACAUCCUCUGCAGCUCUGCGGUCCUGCCCAAUCCUGCUAAGUUCCUGGGAAACACUAGUGAAGAGCUCAGCCCAGAGCAAGGAAGGUCCACAGAACAACAGCCUUUUACAGCAGCAGCCACCUCUGAUUAAAAUUAUCAAGCUUCAUCAAACUGCACCGAGAGCCAGGACUGCUCCUCCAAGGAAACAGAGGACCAAGCAAUGAUGAAGACUAUGUCUGGUGGAAACUGCACCCUGAACGUGCCAGCCAAGAACUCCUACCGCAUGGUAGUGCUGGGAGCCUCCAAGGUAGGGAAAAGCUCCAUUGUCUCACGCUUCCUCAAUGGCCGGUUUGAAGACCAGUACACUCCCACCAUUGAGGAUUUUCAUCGCAAGGUCUACAACAUCCGGGGAGACAUGUAUCAGCUGGACAUCCUGGACACCUCUGGGAAUCAUCCUUUCCCUGCCAUGAGGAGGCUUUCCAUCCUAACAGGGGAUGUGUUCAUCCUGGUAUUCAGUUUGGACAACAGAGAAUCCUUUGAUGAGGUCAAGAGGCUCCAGAAACAGAUCCUUGAGGUCAAAUCCUGCCUGAAGAACAAGACCAAGGAAUCAGCCGACCUCCCCAUGGUGAUCUGUGGCAACAAAAAUGACCACAGUGAAAUCUCCCGCAAGGUACGCUCAGAUGAAGGUGAGAACCUUGUCUCCAGUGAUGAAAACUGUGCUUACUUUGAAGUUUCUGCCAAGAAGAACACCAAUGUGGAUGAGAUGUUCUAUGUCCUCUUCAGCAUGGCUAAGCUACCUCAUGAGAUGAGCCCUGCCCUCCACAGGAAAAUCUCCAUCCAGUACGGUGACACCUUCCAACAGAAAUCCUUCCGGAUGCGCCGAGUCAAGGACAUGGACGCCUAUGGCAUGAUCUCUCCCUUCGCUCGCCGGCCAAGCGUUAACAGUGACCUGAAGUAUAUCAAAUCAAAAGUUCUCAGGGAAGGUCAGUCAAGGGAGAGGGAGAAGUGCACGAUCCAGUGAAGGGGCUUGCACUACUGCCUGAAGUCAUCAUCUACAUGCAGUGCCUUAAAGAAAAAUGGUCUGUGGAAGUGCAGAAUGGGCUCCAGGGUUCAUUGAGAAACCCCAACAUGGAGGAUGGAUAACCCUUACUGCAGAUUCUGCUGAGUCACACAUGUAAAUAACAUCAUCCUUGUCAAUGACUGGGAAAAAAAAACACAUAUGCCUGAGAUAUGAGUGCAUUUCUCUGUCUUUGUAAUGUAGAUCCUCUUCAUUCUCCUUUUCAUUUAAAGAAUACAGACCUGAGAAGGAAAUAAACUUCCACCUCAUCCUUACAAAGGAAGUAGGUCGAAAAUGCACAGAAGGCACUGACAGCUACUCAGCAUGCAGCUCUUGCUAGAAGAAGAGGUUAUGUGGAGGCGAGUGUGUAUCUAUCUCUGUGUGUAUGUGUGCCUGCAUGUGUGUGGACCACUUCUUUAAAAACUGGGUCUUGCAUUUCAAAGGGCAACAGUCUUACUGAGGUUUCCCAGAUUGGGAGUGAACUCUAUAUGGAUGCAUGACUCUAACUCACUUCUGAGGGGACCUGCAUUAAGAAGAUCUUGAUUAUCAUUUGACAUCAACAUGAAUGUUAUUUUGUAAAAUAGAUUUUAUUUGUUUGUUGAGGUUUUUUUUUAUUGUAUGGGGUUGGGCUCUUAGGAGAAUCAGAGAGCAAGUGCAUUUGGUAUCAAGACAGUGUCUACUUUCUAGCAGUGAAAGGUGUUUUCAUCUGUAAAACUAUGUAAUAUGUAAUUGACUGAAAGUGAAAUUGUUCUGCAAAAAGCCAAUAUAUCUGACUGCUCUGCAAGCCUGGUGUGAUAUUGUUCUCAAGCAGCCAAACUGACUCUGAAUACCAGAGUACAAAUGCCACCCCUUGCCUUGUUGACUACCCAAAAAUUAAGAACUGAACAAUUGUAGGUCCAGCUCCAUCACAAUUCUUCUGUUGACAUGCAUCUAGUAAUCUUGUGCAUGGUUUUCCCUGUUGUCUAAUGGAGGUUGUCUUGAUGGAAACCUUUGCACUGCAAAAGUCCUUCAGAACAGAAGCCUUGUGCUGCCUGUCCAAACAGGGCUGAACUGGCUGGCAAAUAAACUUGGGGCCAUCAAUUCACUUCUUCUCUUUCCCAGCCCAGUCCAGGCUUCUUUGUCUUCAGCUUUCUCCCUGUUCUGCUUUUGGCUUUGUUGUUCAAUGUGGGCCUGUAUGCCCUCAAAGCCAAAUAUAUUAUCUCAGAUGUGAGCUUGCCACUCUGCACUGACUGGAAUGAGAUGUGUGCACACAUAACUGUGGGCAAAGCAUGGCCCAAAGACUGUACACAACAGCAGAGUAUAUACGUUAUAUAUACCUCAAAACAACCUUCAGAUAUCUUGUCCGUCCCUUACCCUCAAACUCUGUUCUGGGCUGCAUCUGCCUUGCUGUGUCCUGGACAGAGCUGUGAGCCAGUUCAUGCUAUAAUUUGACAGGAAACCAAGAAUGAUGGUUGUAACAAUUAGCCUCUGGGACUCAAAAUCCCAUAUUCAUUUAGCAGCUCCAUCCUCCAUUGGUACUGUAUAUCGACUGGUAAAAUACACUGUUCUUUUAUUCCUGUUGUCAGGGCAGCACCUUUCAGAUCAUGCCCUCCUCCCCAUCUAUAAAAAUGUACAUGGUUUAUGAUUAAACUUGUUUUAUUUAUUACCUA